CUCUUAUUCAAUAUGGGACCAUCCAAUUUCGCCAAGCCAGGCGCUUUGCUUCAGAGGAAGGAGGCAACUGAGGUACCUACCUGGUACGUAGUGGAGCCUUACUGUAGGUACCUACAUCCACUGCCUACCUACCUACCUACCUACUUGCUACCUUACCCGAAGGCAAGACUUCGUCGACGUCUUUGAUGUGUUCCGAGGUAGAUUCAGCCACCUGUACCCUCAUAUUUUGACGACGAAAUUUCAUUACUUGCGCGGCAAUCACAUCUCACAUUCUGCCUCUACCCCCUUCUAUCCGAGUUCCAUCCCAAGCAGCUAUCAUGGUUCGCACACGGCCCAUCCAAAAAUUUGCAGCCGCAGUCAGCCAGUGUUCAGCAGAGACCUCCAUGUACGGCAAGUGCAUCGUUGUCGACUACAACUCUGUCCACAAGGAUAAGUGUUUGAAGGAGUUUCUCAGACUGAAGGAUUGCUAUCUUGUUGCUGCCCGCAAAGCAAAAUAAUCAUAGCAGAAGCACGAUGGACCAGUCUCUAAGACUUGGAACCUUGUUGCGGUGAACUC
This is a messenger RNA of Colletotrichum acutatum, 556 nucleotides long. RefSeq lists its product as uncharacterized. The record is from RefSeq and is a predicted model, not a curated record. NCBI's taxonomy places the organism in Eukaryota, Fungi, Ascomycota, Sordariomycetes, Glomerellales, Glomerellaceae. The transcript has 3 exons. Gene Ontology annotation, cellular component: mitochondrion. Bases 318 to 497 code for a protein of 59 amino acids. Gene Ontology annotation, biological process: mitochondrial respiratory chain complex I assembly.